UUUGUGUUGCUGCUGCUGUCAGAGUCUGGGUGAUUGUGGUGCAGCCGCAUGGACAUCUCGCUGUAUGACCCGGCCAGCCUGCCGGACCUGCUGAAGCUCUACUACAAGAAGCUCUUCCCCUACUACCAGUACUACAGAUGGCUCAACUACGGGGGCGUCGUGAAGAACUACUUCCCAAACAGGGAAUUCAGCUUCACCUUGAAGGAUGACAUAUACGUGCGAUAUCAGUCCUUCAAUAACAUGAAUGAGCUUGAGAAGGAGAUGCAGAAGAUGAAUCCCUACAAAAUAGACAUAGGCGCAGUGUAUUCGCACAAGCCCAGCAUGCACAACUCUGUCAAGUCAGGAACAUUUCAAGCUCAGGAAAAGGAACUGGUGUUUGAUAUCGAUAUGACCGAUUAUGACGAUGUUCGGAGAUGCUGCAGUUCUGCAGAUAUUUGCAAUAAAUGCUGGACCUUGAUGACCAUUGCCAUCCGAAUCCUGGAUCGAGCCCUCCUUGAGGACUUUGGCUUUCAUUACCGACUAUGGGUUUACUCGGGUAGGAGAGGAGUUCACUGCUGGGUGUGUGAUGAGUCGGCAAGAAAACUCUCUCAGGCGGAAAGAUCAGCGGUGGCAGAAUAUUUAACUGUAGUAAAGGGAGGAGAAGAAACAAUAAAGAAAGUACAUCUCUCUGAUCCAAUUCAUCCGUUCUUAAGGAAAUCCAUUAAGGUUAUUGAGAGAUACUUUGAACCAUAUGCAUUGGUGGGUCAGGACAUCCUGGACAGUAAGCAGAGCUGGGACAAAGUGUUGUCACUUACUCCAGAAGCAGCGCGAGAGACUCUGCUGCAUGACUUCCAGAAAGCACGAUCUUCUGUAGAUCGCUGGGAGAGGCUAAAGAAAAGUUUAAAUAAUCUGGAUCUUAAAAAAGGUGCACAUUCAGCGGAGGAAAUUAUGUUACAAUAUUGCUAUCCCCGCUUGGAUAUUAAUGUCAGCAAAGGGGUGAAUCACUUGUUAAAAAGUCCCUUCAGUGUCCACCCUAAAACAGGUAGAAUUUCAGUUCCAAUUGAUGUAAAGAAGUUGGACAGUUUUGAUCCAUUUGCAGUCCCAACCAUAAGCGUGAUCUGCAGUGAGCUGGACAAUGUAAGCACACAGGAGGAGGACCAAGAUAGCCCCAAUGAGGGCGAGCCAGACGCUAAGCGACGAACUAGAGAUUAUAAAAGAACCAGCUUGGCUCCAUAUGUGAAAAUAUUUGAACAGUUUCUUGAUAAACUUGACCAGUCUCGGAAAGGACAAAUGUUGUUGAAGAGCGAUCUAAAGAAAGAGUUUUGAUCACGAAACCCUCACUUUAGUUGGCGCCUUUACGCUUCAGGAUGGCUGUAAUCAGAGUCAUGGAACUUUGGCUUCCCUCCAUUACUACAGACAUUGGAUGCAGUUUGUGAAGGGCCUCUUGCUGAACAAUUUUGACCUGAGUGAAAUGGCUGGACUUAUCAAAUAAAUUGUAUUAUAGUUUAGUAUAAUAUCAGUUCUCGAUCUCAUGAGUUGGUUGCGUCAAACAAAUGUAUAGAUUCAUCUAUACAAAAUAGGCUCAGUUUAAUAAUGCUCGCAAUUGUACAGCAAGCUCCUAUAACGUAAUGUUUUUCAAGAUGUUUUCUCUCCGAAUAUAAAACCAAUGCCCUGAUUUAUCAGGGCCGGGUGUGUUAGGCUGGUCUUGAUGGGGCCUUUGCCGCCAGAGCGAGCAUUUAAUUUAUGACAAGGCACGGACCUAGUCCUAAACGAUAUGCCUCUUCCGGCAGUACAUGUGCCAGUCUGAAAUCUUUGGCUGCUCGGAGCUGUCGUAGAUUUCAAUCAUUAUUUACCCCAAUUUCUGGCUUAAAUAAUGAUGAAUGUGCCAGGCCUGUUUUAAGAGACAUGACGUAAAAAUGCCAUUUGCAACUGGAAAGUCUGUGGCAUUUACCAAGUUGCAGACAAGUCACACAAAUGUUUUGGUCUCGUCUUUUCUGAGACUAGGUGGUUUAGGCUACACACAGUGUAUGUUUGGAGACUUAAGGUUUUUAUAGGAACAGUAUAAGAGAAAGAGGACAGUGGUUGGCUGCGGCAGGGCUGGACCAGCUCCACAGAGAACACUGCUGGUGAUGGGGGGGUCCCCAUGAUUUUUUUUUUUUUUUCUUUUUUUAAGCAGUUGCAGGCCUUGUCUGAGAUUUUUCGCCACUGUUGAGGUGAAAUAAACAAUCUUGCUCUUGUAUGGAGAUGCCCUGACUCUACGCAGACAGUAGAUGUCAAGGGAAUGAAGGAUUAGGCAUAUUCGAUUUCCCUAUGCCCAGCAUGCUUGUGUGUGUAUGGGGGAGUCAGGGAACCUAAUUAGAACAUAAUGUAGCUGUAGUUUUUUUGUACAAGUAUGCCAUUUGAGGCAAAAAUAAUAUGCACAUAAUACAUCUGUCCAUGUAUUCUGCCUCUCUAGCUACAGAUUGUGUAGUACAUUGCUCAGUGUGGUGCAUGCUGUAGGUUAACCUGAGCAUUUAGAAUGAAGGGAGGUAUAUUCUGCUGUUAAUAUCUAAUCUGUGCCAUUGUUUGUAUAGGAGGUCUCCCCCCUCCACACGCUGCCUGUGCCACCAUGUUGAGAUAAAAAAAAUAUAUAAUGUGCUAUGCUCGAUUUGGUGCUGAUUUUUACAGUAGAAAUCAAUGGAGCCUAAUAAAAUUGAUUUGUACAGAA
Messenger RNA from Bufo gargarizans (Asiatic toad), 2686 nucleotides. It is a transcript of the gene PRIM1, whose product is annotated as DNA primase subunit 1. Gene Ontology annotation, cellular component: alpha DNA polymerase:primase complex. The coding region runs from base 49 to 1305 and encodes 418 amino acids. NCBI's taxonomy places the organism in Eukaryota, Metazoa, Chordata, Amphibia, Anura, Bufonidae. Gene Ontology annotation, biological process: DNA replication, synthesis of primer. The record is from RefSeq and is a predicted model, not a curated record. The transcript is spliced from 13 exons.